UUCUCUCUCUUAAUUGUAGAUCACCUGUCUUGAUAUUUCGAACGGAGGUGGGCUUGGGGUAUCCACCAGCGCUGAUGGCAGCAUGAAAAUUUGGCAAGCCGCUAACGGGGAAAUCAGAAGGAAUUUGGAAGGUCACGUAUACGAUGUGAAUUGUUGCCGGUUUUUCCCAUCGGGCAUCGUGGUGCUGAGCGGAGGGAUGGACGCCAGGCUGAAGAUCUGGUCGGCGGAAGACGGCAGAUGCGUCGCAACGUUUCAAGGACACAAAGCAGGCAUCCUGGACGUGGCCAUUGUGGAGCGGGGCAGAAACGUGGUUUCCAGCUCAAGGGAUGGCACGGCUCGCCUUUGGGAUUGCGGUCGAUCGACUUGCCUGGGCCUUGUAGCCGACUGCGGCUCUCCGAUCAAUGGGAUCGCUCUGAACGCGACGGACAACUCUUUAAACUUGGGGUCCCCCGAAGAACUCCCCAGCGAGCGCGAAAUUGGCACGGAAGGGAAGCUGCUGCUCCUGGCUCGGGAGGACAAAAAAUUGCAAGGCCUGGGCUUACAAAGCCGGCAGCCAGUUUUUCUUUUUAUCGGUUCGGAUGCUUUCAACUGUUGCACUUUCCUCUCCAACACGUAUCUGCUGGGAGGGACGCAGGAUGGCAGCAUCUACCAUCUGGAUGUCAGGAACACAAAAGCUCCCAUUCGAGUGAUCCAGAGAUCAGGCGCCCCCGUCCUUUCACUGACGCCUUAUAAGGAUGGAUUUAUUGCCAGCCAAGGUGAUGGGACUUGCUUUAUUAUGCAGCAGGAUCUCGAUCACGUGCUUGAAUUAACCGGACCCGACUGUGAUCCUGUGUACAAGGCAGCUCCUUGGGGGAAGGAAAUAUACACCUGUUGCCGAGAUGGGAUCCUGAGGAGAUACCAGCUGAUUUCUGAUCUGUGAUCUGCCUGGAAGUGCCAACAACGGAUUGCAAAUGCUGGAUUUAGUUCAGGGAUUCCUCUCAAUGACUCUUUGGAAAGGGGACAACGGGGCCGCCUGGUUUGUAGU
Messenger RNA from Pseudonaja textilis, 1024 nucleotides. NCBI's taxonomy places the organism in Eukaryota, Metazoa, Chordata, Lepidosauria, Squamata, Elapidae. The record is from RefSeq and is a predicted model, not a curated record.